Molecule: messenger RNA, 1321 nt
Organism: Protopterus annectens (West African lungfish)
Lineage: Eukaryota; Metazoa; Chordata; Ceratodontiformes; Protopteridae
Gene: PSMD14
Product: proteasome 26S subunit, non-ATPase 14
Biological process (GO): proteasome-mediated ubiquitin-dependent protein catabolic process; protein deubiquitination
Cellular component (GO): proteasome regulatory particle, lid subcomplex
Molecular function (GO): proteasome binding; protein binding; metallopeptidase activity
Source: RefSeq, a predicted model, not a curated record
AAACAUGGAUAGACUUCUGAGGCUUGGAGGAGGCAUGCCAGGCCUGGGUCAGGGUCCACCAGCAGAUGCCCCAGCAGUGGACACAGCAGAACAGGUGUAUAUAUCAUCUCUUGCUUUGCUAAAGAUGCUGAAACAUGGCCGGGCUGGUGUACCUAUGGAAGUAAUGGGUCUGAUGCUUGGUGAAUUUGUUGAUGAUUACACCGUUAGAGUGAUUGAUGUAUUUGCCAUGCCGCAGUCUGGAACAGGUGUCAGUGUUGAAGCUGUUGAUCCUGUAUUUCAGGCUAAAAUGUUAGAUAUGCUGAAACAGACGGGCAGGCCUGAGAUGGUUGUCGGUUGGUACCACAGUCACCCUGGUUUUGGCUGCUGGCUCUCAGGAGUUGAUAUCAACACACAACAGAGCUUUGAAGCACUGUCGGAGAGAGCUGUCGCAGUAGUAGUGGAUCCCAUUCAGAGCGUCAAGGGAAAGGUUGUUAUUGAUGCUUUUAGGCUUAUCAAUGCCAAUAUGAUGGUCUUGGGACAUGAACCACGACAGACUACCUCAAAUCUGGGGCAUUUAAACAAGCCAUCUAUCCAGGCAUUAAUUCAUGGUUUGAACAGGCAUUACUACUCUAUCACAAUUAACUACAGGAAGAAUGAAUUAGAACAGAAGAUGUUACUGAAUUUGCACAAAAAGAGCUGGAUGGAAGGUCUAACACUACAAGACUAUAGCGAGCACUGUAAACUUAAUGAAACAGUCGUAAAGGAAAUGCUGGAUCUGGCCAAAAAUUACAACAAGGCUGUAGAAGAAGAAGACAAAAUGACACCUGAACAACUGGCAAUAAAAAAUGUCGGAAAACAGGACCCAAAACGCCAUUUGGAGGAGCAUGUGGAUGUUGUUAUGACAUCAAACAUAGUUCAGUGCCUGGCUGCAAUGUUGGAUACCGUUGUAUUUAAAUAGAAACUUGAAGCUAAAUGGAGCUAAUCCAACCAUUUUAUACUCUUAAACUGUUUACUGUUUCUCAUGCAGUAUUGAAUCACUGGGGUUUUAUUUAUAUAAACGUCAGCUAACUAGAAGAUACUUCGCGUUAAUGCUACUUCGGGGAAACACCUUUAAAGCAUCUUUUAAAUGUUGCACAGUUUUAGCUGUUCAUUUGAUGGCAGUGUGUGAGGGAAAUUCAAAAUGUUUUUGUUACCUGUAAUAUAAUUUGUUCAAGCAGAAUGUUGCAGGAGUUAGUUUUCCAGCUUGAUAUCUUGAAAUGUUAGAAUUUCUUCAUACACAUGUACCACCAGUUUUGAUUUGUACUGUAUAAUAAAUGUACAUUUAAUAAAGAUUUAGUUUGAA